AUGGUGCAGCAAACCAACAACGCCGAGAACACGGAAGCGCUGCUCGCCGGCGAGAGCUCGGACUCGGGCGCCGGCCUCGAGCUGGGCAUCGCCUCCUCCCCCACGCCCGGCUCCACCGCCUCCACGGGCGGCAAGGCCGACGACCCGAGCUGGUGCAAGACGCCGAGUGGGCACAUCAAGCGGCCCAUGAACGCCUUUAUGGUGUGGUCGCAGAUCGAGCGGCGCAAGAUCAUGGAGCAGUCACCCGACAUGCACAACGCCGAGAUCUCCAAGCGGCUGGGCAAACGCUGGAAGCUGCUCAAAGACAGCGACAAGAUCCCUUUCAUUCGGGAGGCGGAGCGGCUGCGCCUCAAGCACAUGGCUGACUACCCCGACUACAAAUACCGGCCCAGGAAGAAGGUGAAGUCCGGCAACGCCAACUCGGGCUCCGCGGCCGCCGCCGCCUCCAAGCCCGGGGAGAAGGGCGACAAGGUCGGUGGCAGCGGCCACGGGGGCGGCGGCGGCGGGGGCAGCCACGCGGGGGGAGGAGGCGGCGGCGGCGCGAGCGGCGGCGGCGCCAACUCCAAACCCGCUCAGAAAAAGAGCUGCGGCUCCAAAGUGGCGGGCGGCGGGGUCGGCAAGCCCCACGCCAAGCUCAUCCUGGCGGGCGGCGGCGGGAAGGCGGCGGCGGCGGCCGCCGCCUCCUCCUCCUCCUCGUCGUCGUCGUCCUCGUUCGCCGCCGAGCAGGCGGGGGCCGCCGCCCUGUUGCCCCUGGGCGCCGCCGCCGCGGCCGCCGACCACCACUCGCUGUACAAGGCGCGGACUCCCAGCGCCUCGGCCUCGGCCUCCGCGGCGGCCUCGGCCUCGGCCGGCCUGGCGGCCCCGGGCAAACACCUGGCGGAGAAGAAGGUGAAGCGCGUCUACCUGUUCGGCGGCCUGGGCGCGUCGUCCUCGCCCGUCGGCGGCGUGGGCGCGGGCGCCGACCCCAGCGACCCCCUGGGCCUGUACGAGGAAGGGGGCGCCGGUUGCUCGCCCGACGGGCCGAGCCUGAGCGGCCGCAGCAGCGCCGCCUCGUCGCCGGCCGCCGGCCGCUCGCCCGCCGACCACCGUAGCUACGCCAGCCUGCGCGCCGCCUCGCCCGCCCCGUCCAGCGCGCCCUCGCACGCGUCCUCGUCGGCCUCAUCCUCCUCCUCGUCGUCGUCGUCGUCCUCCUCGUCCUCGUCCUCGGGCUCGUCGUCGUCCGACGACGAGUUCGAAGACGAUCUGCUCGACCUGAACCCCAGCUCAAACUUUGAGAGCAUGUCCCUGGGCAGCUUCAGCUCGUCGUCGGCGCUGGACCGGGAUCUGGAUUUUAACUUCGAACCCGGCUCCGGCUCGCACUUCGAGUUCCCGGACUACUGCACGCCCGAGGUGAGCGAGAUGAUCUCGGGAGACUGGCUGGAGUCCAGCAUCUCCAACCUGGUCUUCACCUACUGA
This is a messenger RNA of Budorcas taxicolor (takin), 1455 nucleotides long. It is a transcript of the gene SOX4, whose product is annotated as SRY-box transcription factor 4. Gene Ontology annotation, molecular function: RNA polymerase II cis-regulatory region sequence-specific DNA binding; DNA-binding transcription activator activity, RNA polymerase II-specific. The record is from RefSeq and is a predicted model, not a curated record. The coding region runs from base 1 to 1455 and encodes 484 amino acids. NCBI's taxonomy places the organism in Eukaryota, Metazoa, Chordata, Mammalia, Artiodactyla, Bovidae. The transcript has a single exon. Gene Ontology annotation, biological process: positive regulation of transcription by RNA polymerase II; anatomical structure morphogenesis; cell differentiation.